CCACCAACACCGCCAACACCACCAACACCACCACCAACACCACCAUCACCGCCAUCACCACCACAGCCACCACCACCACCGCCACCACCAACACCACCACCAACACCACCACCUCCAACACCACCAACAACACCACCAAGACCACCAACACCGCCACCACCACCAACACCACCAACACCACUACCAACACCGCCACCACCAACGCCACCACCACCAACACCGCCACCACCAACACCACCACCACCACCACCAACACCACCGCCACCAUUACCACCACCAACAACACCACCGCCACCACCACCACCAACACCACCACCACCACAAACACCACCAACACCACCACCAACACCACCACCAACACCACCAACACCACCACCACCAACACCACCACCAACACCACCGCCACCACCAACACCACCACCACCAACACCACCACCUCCAACACCACCAACACCGCCACCACCAACACCGCCACCACCAACACCACCAACACCACCACCACCAACACCGCUACCACCAACACCAACACCAUCACAACCAACACCGCCACCACCAACACCACCACCGCCACCAACACCACCAACACCACCACGAACACCACCAACACCACCGCCACCAACACCACCACCACCAACACCACCACCACCAACACCACCAAAACCACCGCCACCACCACCAACACCACCACCACCAACACCACCAACACCAACACCACCAACACCACCACCACCAACACCACCACCACCAACACUGCCACCACCACCAACACCACCACUACCAACACCACCAACAUCACCACCACCGCCACCACCAACACCACCAACACCACCACCUCCAACACCACCAACACCGCCACCACCAACAACGCCACCACCAACACAAACACCACCACCAACACCUCCAACACCGCCACCACCAACACCAACACCACCACCGCCACCAACACCACCAACACCACCACCACCGCCACCACCGCCACCAACACCACCACCAACACCACCGCCACCACCACCACCGCCACCAACACCACCAACAUUGCCACCAACACCACCACCAACACCACCACCGCCACCACCAACACCAACACCACCACCAACACCACCAACACCACCACCAACACCACCAACACCACCACCGCCAACACCACCGCCAACACCACCACCGCCACCACCAACACCACCGCCACCACCACCAACACCACCGCCAACACCACCACCAACACCACCACCACCGCCACCAACACCACCAACACCACCGCCACCACCACCACCAACACCACCACCACCAACACCACCAACACCACCAAUACCACCACCAAUACCACCACCAACACCACCAACACCACCGCCACCACCGCCACCAACACCACCACCAACACCACCACCACCAACAUUGCCACCAACACCACCAACACCAACACCGCCACCACCACCACCACCAACACCACCACCAACACCACCAACACCACCACCAACACCACCAACACCACCACCGCCAACACCACCACCAACACCACCAUCAACACCACCAACACCACCAACACCACCACCGCCAACACCACCACCAACACCACCAACACCACCACCACCAACACCA
Petromyzon marinus (sea lamprey) is the source of this 1596-nucleotide messenger RNA. NCBI's taxonomy places the organism in Eukaryota, Metazoa, Chordata, Hyperoartia, Petromyzontiformes, Petromyzontidae. The record is from RefSeq and is a predicted model, not a curated record.